AUGGCAAACGCGAAACAACGCAACAACUUGCAAAACGCUAUUUGCCUUUCGCAUCAUGUCAAUGCGAGGUCGAAAGCUCGACAGCCGAGCCCUCUGAAGGAUAUCAUUCACUUCAUGUCUCAGGAGGGAAUGAUCAGCUUCGCUGGAGGCCUCCCGCAUCCGUCGUUGUUUCCAAUCCACAGAGCAAAUUUUGUGGUUUCGAAUGUGUCUGCUGGCCGUGCUCUAGAAUCUAACGACGAAAGCGUUCUUGAACUGUCGAGUACGGCAGGCUCGCCGACUCUAGUCAACUUCCUUCAGUACGGCAAUGGUACAGGAAACCCGCAGUUGCGCCAAUGGUGCUUGGAUUUUACCCUGCAGAUCCACCAACCGCCAUAUAACGACGUUGAGGUUCUCCUGCACCCGGGAAACACAAAUGCAUGGAGCAAGGUAGUUGGGCUGCUAUGUGAAGAAGGGGAUCACAUCCUCUGCGAGAGCUUCACGUACCCGUCGGCUCAAGCUCUGUGGAUUCCUUUGGGAAAUUUCGCUGCGCCGAUUCCGAUGGACGAUCAAGGCAUCCGGCCCGAUGCGCUUGACCAAAUGCUCGCUAAUUGGAAUGCGACACAUCCAGGAGUACGGCGCCCACAUGUGCUUUACCUUGUAGGCGUGGGCUCCAACCCUUGCGGUACUACAAUGCGUGAGGACAGAAAACGGAUGAUCUAUUCGAUUUGUUCGAAGUAUGAUAUCAUAAUUGUUGAGGAUGACCCAUACUAUUUUAUACAAUACUCUACAUAUGGGGCCGGUAACGGCGCAUCAUAUGAACUCCAACCAAAUGAUGCCUUCAAGGAGACUCUCGCCCCGUCUUUCCUUCGUUACGACUAUCAGGGCCGAGUGAUCCGUCUCGAGUCGUUCAGCAAAAGCCUCGCACCAGGUUUGCGGCUGGGAUAUUUCGUAGCGAAUUCUUCUUUUACGGAGCGCCUACUGCGGGCGACAGAGGUCGAAACACAGGACCCCGCAGGCCUAUCACAAGCAGUGGUCUUAUCAAUCCUGCGCCAGUGGACGGUCGAUGGUUACCUUACCUGGCUACAGAACCUGAGCAAUCAGUACCAAAUGCGACGCGAUUGGAUGAUAAGCGCCUUCGCAAAGAAUUUCGGACUCUUGCCCGCGUCUGAAUUCCCUGAUCUCAAUGCGGACGGACUCGUGGCAGCAAUAAAAACAGGAUCUGGCUCGAUCCCGAUCUUUAGUUUUGUGCCUCCUGUGGGAGGGAUGUUCAUCUGGGCGAUGUUUCAUUUCUCUGCUAACCCGCGAUACAAGGAACUCCGGAACAAUAGCAAAAUCGAAGACCCCGAACAGACCUUUGCGAAGGAGCUCUGGAUGAGGUUUGCGGAGAACUUGGUCCUUCUGACUCCAGGGUCUUACUAUCACCCGUGGCAAGGCGCGGAUAAGGCCAGCACCCAAGCUCGCGGAGCAGAACCUGAAACGUCACAUUUCAGGUUCUCCUUUGCCAUGGUGACGAGAGAUGACAUAGAGUUAGGUGUCGCUAGGAUGGCAGAAGUUAACCGUGUCGCGAUCGACUUCCAAUUUGUGUGUUCCUUGGACUGGCGAGCAGAGACAUUCUUUCAGUAG
Molecule: messenger RNA, 1602 nt
Organism: Penicillium riverlandense
Lineage: Eukaryota; Fungi; Ascomycota; Eurotiomycetes; Eurotiales; Aspergillaceae
Exons: 7
Coding region: 1-1602 (533 amino acids)
Biological process (GO): L-tyrosine biosynthetic process; aromatic amino acid catabolic process
Molecular function (GO): L-2-aminoadipate:2-oxoglutarate transaminase activity; pyridoxal phosphate binding; aromatic-amino-acid:2-oxoglutarate transaminase activity
Source: RefSeq, a predicted model, not a curated record